UGUCAUUCGAGUGCGAAGCACGCGUUUGUUGAUUUAUUUGCGUAGCUGCCUUGGCCAAGAGUCUUGGGUGCUUAAUCAGUUACAAGCUGAACGCUUAACGGUGAAAAUAAUACAAACAGAGUGUGUAGUGUACAGUGUCUCGCGACUUGACUAAGUUCUGCCUAAUGGGCUCGGAACGUGCGUGUUAAUGGCCAGUUAAUGACGGGUAAUUAAGGUGCAAUAAGCGUAUGCGUAAUUUUCCAAGUGCGCCUCGCACGCAUGCAAAGCGACCGAAUUCGAUCAGCCAUCAAUCUAACAACUGUCAACACAACAAAUCCAUUUUUGGAACAAAUAUAGAAAAAACACAAAGUGUGUAAGUGUCGCUGCUAAGCCGCCAAAAAAAAAAAGUAACAAGAUAAAUUACUUGGCACGCAUUUAAAUGUAAGACACAAAAAUCUAGCAAAAUUGUGUGGAGUUUUGAGUGCUGACUUUUGUUUAUGACAGCGCCAGAAAUCAAAUAAAAUAACAAGCAAAUUGAAUUUACAACAAUUUGUAUAAACAAAAUCCAAAAGUUUUGCACGCGCUGCAAAGCCGCUGAAAAAAAUAAAAAUAAAAAAACGUUUCAAACGUGCAAACGAAAUCUCCAAACGCUGCUAAGCGCGCAACACUAAAAAGCGCAAAAGGGAAAUGCUAAAGUAGACAAAACAUUACCAAAGAAAAAAAAAAAAAAAGUAAAGUGUGUGCGUGUGUGUGUGUGUGUAAGCUAAAGAUAGACAGCAGUGUUAGUGUCGUUGUUGUUGUUGUGCUUAUAGCUCCCGUGUGUGCGCUUAGCUCUUGACUUUGCUUUUGCUUUUCGCCCACUAAUUUGACAAAAGAGCGGCGGCGACUGCGACUGCGACUGCGACGGCGACUGCGAGUGCGACUGCUGGACCGCAGCGAAUUACGCAACAACUAAAAGGCGCUCAUAACAAUAAACUGCGGAUUACAAGCCAACAAACAAGCAACAAAAAUGUCUGCCCGCCCUCGCCUUGGUAAAUUUGGAUUACUCAACUGGCUCAUCAGUUGGCUGCUGUUGAUUCUGCUCGAAGGUUAUAGCGCCGCCAUUGCGCCAACGCCGCCAACAACAACAACCAGCACCACAAUCGCACCAUCGAAUUUGUUGCCCUAUUUCGACUUUGAUGUGCCACGCAACUUGACCGUUACCGUAGGACAAACCGGCUUCCUGCACUGCCGGGUCGAGCGACUGGGCGAUAAGGAUGUCUCCUGGAUACGCAAACGUGAUCUGCAUAUACUCACCGCCGGCAGCACCACCUACACCUCCGAUCAGCGUUUCCAGGUAUUGCGUCCAGAUAACUCGGCCAAUUGGACAUUGCAAAUCAAGUAUCCGCAACCGCGCGACUCUGGCGUCUAUGAGUGCCAAAUCAAUACCGAGCCCAAGAUGUCGCUCUCCUACACCUUCAAUGUAGUGGAGCUUAAAGCGGAAAUCUUCGGCCCCAGCGAUCUGAUGGUUAAAACCGGCAGCGACAUCAAUCUAACCUGCAAGAUAAUGCAAGGACCGCAUGAGCUGGGUAACAUAUUCUGGUACAAAGGCAGCGAAAUGCUCGAUGGCAAGAAUGAGAAUGAAAUUGACAGCUCCACAGCGCGUGUACUCGUUGAGGAUGAUUGGUCGGAUGGCUUGACUUCCAGAUUAAAAAUCAAGCGAGCUAUGCCCAGCGACACUGGCAACUACACCUGUGUGCCCACAGUGGCAAAAACCUCCAGCGUCUAUGUGCACGUAAUUAUUGGUGAACACCCAGCGGCCAUGCAGCACAAUUCGAGCAGCAAUAGCAACAGUUUCUACUGCGGCAUUUGUUGCAUGCUGCUAAGCAUUGUGUCCUGUUGCCUGCAGCAUUGGUAUGUGAGUGGCGCGACGGCCAAGACAAUGCUCAGAGAGCCUGCAGCAACAGCAACAGCAGCAACAACAACACAAGCAGCAGCAGCAACUUGCCAAUUGUCAACUGCUGCUGUUGCAACUUCACUGCGCGCACGUCAUAGCAACAGUUGCCACGCUCUAGUGCUGAGCGCAAGAUGAAGGAAACAUGCCACAGCGCAUUGAAUUUACUACAACGCACGUUGCAAGGUGGUAUGUGUAUGAAUUAGUUAAAUAUUUGGCAACUAAAAUGCAUUGAUUGAUUUCGUAU
This is a messenger RNA of Drosophila busckii, 2159 nucleotides long. RefSeq names its product zwei Ig domain protein zig-8 (gene dpr1). The transcript has 8 exons. The record is from RefSeq and is a predicted model, not a curated record. Gene Ontology annotation, biological process: synapse organization. NCBI's taxonomy places the organism in Eukaryota, Metazoa, Arthropoda, Insecta, Diptera, Drosophilidae. The coding region runs from base 989 to 2050 and encodes 353 amino acids. Gene Ontology annotation, cellular component: neuron projection membrane.